GUAUAACAAGAAACGUCAUCCAAUGUGAGCCCCUGAAGUCGGGGUCCGCCAGGGUCCACGUCUAUUUGAUAUUUGAACAAUUACUGUUUAACAAUUAAGAAUGUUGCGAUCAACGAUGAUGGUCAGUGCGUCGAUGACCAACAAUUCUCUCGGUAUACUGAGUGUAUUGCCUAAUCCCAUUUGUGUACAAAGUGUUCGUUGGUGGCGAAAACCGCGGUGGGUGCCCAUGGCCAAGAGUAAAAUAUUCAGGAUACCGGAGAGACCAAAAAUACCCGUUGAUGAGCAGCUUGAAUUAAAAAGACUUCAUGACAUCUAUAAAACUCACGUCAGAUCCAUACGGCGGCAUAUAAGAGAUAUGAUAGGAUCAUCUGUGGUAAAGCUUGAUGAGGAAUUGCAUCUAAAAGAAGAGCAAGAAGAUUUUGAGCGCUGCUGGAAGAUAAACGAGGAUUGGAAUGCAGCUAGAGCAAAGGAAAGAGAGGUACGAUUAGCCGAAGAAUGGAAAAUCCGCAGUGAACAGAUACUCGAAACAAUGGUUAUUAAAGACCAGUAUCGGAAAGACAAGCUUGAAACAAUUGAGGAAAAAGUGAAACAGCUUAAAGAAGCAUCCAAGCACUUCAUAACAGCGGAUAACAUAGAUCAAGCUAUAGAAGAUGCUCUAGACAAUCCCGUCAAUUAUAAUUGGGCAAUGGAUUCUGCUGGCACUAUUUAUCGUGGAAAAUAUAUCAAACCAGAGUUUGAAAUUAAAGACAAGCAAUUAAGACAUCAGCAGCGUAAUUAAUAAGGCAAAUUAUUGUAGAUUGUUUUAAUAUGAAGUUAAUGAUAGCAUUCGUAUUUUCUGUAUCAAUGAUAAACGAAUACUUUACACAAAGA
This is a messenger RNA of Athalia rosae (coleseed sawfly), 870 nucleotides long. It is a transcript of the gene mRpS26, whose product is annotated as probable 28S ribosomal protein S26, mitochondrial. NCBI's taxonomy places the organism in Eukaryota, Metazoa, Arthropoda, Insecta, Hymenoptera, Athaliidae. The record is from RefSeq and is a predicted model, not a curated record. Gene Ontology annotation, cellular component: mitochondrial small ribosomal subunit. Bases 101 to 778 code for a protein of 225 amino acids. The transcript has 2 exons.